Molecule: messenger RNA, 10686 nt
Organism: Mytilus californianus (California mussel)
Lineage: Eukaryota; Metazoa; Mollusca; Bivalvia; Mytilida; Mytilidae
Product: ATP-binding cassette sub-family A member 2-like
Exons: 50
Coding region: 142-7659 (2505 amino acids)
Biological process (GO): lipid transport; transmembrane transport
Cellular component (GO): membrane; intracellular membrane-bounded organelle
Molecular function (GO): lipid carrier activity; ATP hydrolysis activity; ABC-type transporter activity
Source: RefSeq, a predicted model, not a curated record
UAUUUUUAGAGUUCUUUGUUUCAUAUGUCAAACGUAGAAAUGUGUUUUAGUGUGCAAAUGAAGUUUUCUCUAAUAAAAUUGUAAUUAAGCAGUUAUGUACAAACGCCAUUCAAAUCAUUAGUGCAAAAGUACAUCACCAAUAUGGAAAGGGAUACCGACACUCUCAGAGGGAUCAAGAACUUUACUAAGAAUGAGAUGGGAUUUAUUCACCAGUAUAGAUUGUUAUUGUGGAAAAACUUCACAUUAAAAAAGAGAAGUCCAUUUGUUUUGUUAUUUGAAGUAUGCAUUCCUUUAGUACUGUUUUUAAUCCUCCUGCUGAUCAGAGAACGACAACCACCAGUUCCAGUCAGAACAGGUCACCAGUCAGCGUUUCCUUUACCAUCAGCUGGAAUUAUUCCAAUUAUGGAAAUGUUUUGUGAUGGAGCUCAGAGAGAUGAAUUUGGUUUCCUUACUUUUCCACAUGCUAAAACUACAGAAUUUUUAAACAGAUUGCAGACAGUAGCAGAAAACCAUCAUUUCUUCCAGGAAGGUUACUCUCCAUCAGAAAUGGAUGAUCUUCCAGAUACCUUCAGAAGUAUUAUAGACAAUACUGCAGAUAUGCAUGAUACAUUUCAUAGUACUAAAAAUUUAACAGUAUAUUCUGUGUUAACUGACAAGGAUGAGUUUGCAGACUUUCUUCAUAAAAACAUGUCUAUUCCAAUAGAUGACAUCAAUUCAUUGUUAAAUUCUACAGUAAAUAUACGCAAAAUUUACAGACUUCUUUUCGGAUCAGACAUACUCUAUACAGAAAAUGGAUAUAAAGUGAGAGUAAGACGUGAAGUAGAAAAAGGGUUCAUACAUGAUCUCAGACCAUUUACCAUACUUCAUCAUUUGACCAAAUAUUUACCUACGCAUCAGGAUUCAAGUAUGGAAGAUACUUUACACAAUAGUGCCAUUCAAAAGUUGAUAAAUCAUAUGAUGGAUCCUGAUCUUCUUUUGAAUGAAACAUUUAACUUGCCAGCCAAUGAACUUGCUCAAAUUCUUAAGGGGAUCCUAUUGUCUCCUUCUAAUUUACAUAAAAUUAGCUGUGAUAAUAAAGAAUUUUUACAGAUAUUCAUCCAAGAUUCAUCUUCAGACACAAUUCUUAUGGAGGAACUACAGAAACGUUUAUGUAACCUUAGUAUAGAUGAGUUGAAAAGUUUAUCAUCAGAACUUCAGAGACAAAUAAAUGAGACAGAAAUGAUAGAAAUUUUUCAUUUGAACAGUUUUAAUAUAACUAGAGAAAUACAUGACAUCCAGAAAUUUAUGACAAAGCUACAAAAGUUUUAUGAAUUUGAAGUGACCUUGACUGAAAUGGCAUUCUUAGCUGAUUAUCUUCCACAAGAUGCUUGUAUAGAUGGUAACAGUACUUCAGCUACAACCCCCGCUAUGAAUACAUCAACAACAGGGAGGCCACCUAUUAGUGGGGAUAGUGAAAAGGACGAUUCACAUAAGGAUGGCAAAGGAGGUCAUAAAGGCAAUAAUGAUCCGACAAAAACUAAGAUGUAUGGAAUGUUGCACUUAUGGAAUGUAGUGCAGAAAACAAUAUGUGGAAAAGAAACACAUGCUCACAUAAAUCCUGCCAAAAAAUCAACAAAAGGUGGUGGAAUUCAACAUCUGGAUCUCAGUGAUCUAGACGUGUCUGCAGCACAACAGAAUCAUUUGAAGAUCCUAGUACAUGUACUGUUCAGUAAUCCUAAAGUACUGUAUGCUCCAAACAAUACAGCUGCAGAUACCAUUAUUAUAAAGGCUAAUCAAACAUUCCAGUUGAUUCAGGAAGUUAAUAUAUAUGCCAGAAAAUGGCAGAAUGUUUCAGCAGAACUUAGAGCUUACUUACUAGAAAAUAAAACAGAACAUAAUCUGAUAUCUAUACGACAAAUGCAACAAGAAAUCAAUAAUACACAUGGACUGAUCCCAAGUUAUAUUAAAUCCUCCCCAUUAAUGACAAAGUUUUUACAAAGAGAAGUACCAGAUAUAAGCCACUUUCUUCAUCAAUUAGAUUCCAUUGAUAAUGCAGCAUGCAGCUGGCUGUCACUGAUAUCAAAUUUUACUUUGGAUGUUUUCCGUGGAUUUGCUUCUGAAGAGGAUUUAGUUAACUACUUUUUGACAAAAGCUUACCAUGAAAAUGUUACAACAGUAGCAGGUGUAAUAUUUGAAAAUAUGCCGAAGACAGGAGAGCUACCUGCCCAUGUGACAUACAAAAUACGACAAAAUACAUCUUUUACGCCAACAACAAAGUUUGUCCGCAAUAGAUACUGGUUUCCUGGACCAGGUCCAUGGACUUAUCAAUACUACCAUUUUGGAUUUGUGUGGAUACAGGAUAUUAUAGAGAGAGCUAUUAUUGAUGUUCAGACUGGAAGAGAUGUUAUAGAACCUGGUGGAUACAUCAGACAAUUCCCUUUCUCCUGCUAUAAAUAUGAUAAAUUUGUUUUUAUGGUAGAACAUGUUGUCCCUUUAUGUUUAACAAUCUCCUGGCUUUAUUCUGUCUCCAUGUUAGUACAGAGUAUUGUGUAUGAAAAAGAACAGCGAUUGAAAGAGGUAAUGAGAAUGAUGGGAUUAAGUAAUGGCGUCCAUUGGUGUGCAUGGUUUACAACAACAUUUAUACAGUUUACCAUUACAAUGGCAGCCUUGACAGCAAUGUUAAAGUUUGGCCAUGUCUUAACAUAUAGCAAUCCAAUAAUUGUUUUCCUUGUCCUGGAAGUCUUUGCUGUUGCUACAAUUUCAUUUUCUUUCUUGAUUAGUGCAUUUUAUUCCAAAGCAAAAGUAGCAGCAGCUUGUGCAGGAAUUAUAUAUUUCUUGACAUACGUACCAUACAUGUAUGUAGCCAUCAAAGAAGACGUAGCUGGCGAUGAAAUAUCAGCAGAGAUCAAAUCUUUUGUGUCCCUGUUUUCAACGGCAGCCUUUGGUCUGAGUGGUAAAUAUUUUGCUUUUUAUGAAGAGGAAGGAGUAGGUGUUCAAUGGUACAAUAUUCAUCUGUCUCCUGUGGAGAAUGAUCAGUACAGCUUGCUGACAGCUGUCUUAAUGAUGAUACUAGAUACAUUCAUCUACACAAUACUGGCCUGGUACAUAGAAAAUGUAUAUCCAGGUCAGUAUGGUCUUCCUAAGCCUUGGUAUUUUGCCUUCACUAAGACUUACUGGUUUGGUGGAAGUAUGAAGGCUACAGAGACUGACUGCUCAUGGAGACAAUGUUUUAAGCAAGAUCCUACAUAUUUAUCUAUCAUAGAGGAAGAUCAGGCUUGUGCUAUGGCUUCAAGAAGUCCAGAUGAUGAAAGAAAGUUUGAAAAUGAGCCAGAGCAUUUAGUAUGUGGUGUACAGAUAGAAAAUCUGUCUAAGUACUACAAAACUGGAAAAAAAUUAGCUGUGAAGAAUCUGAACUUGAACUUUUAUGAAGGACAAAUAACAUCAUUUUUAGGACAUAACGGUGCAGGAAAAACAACAACCAUGUCUAUUCUGACAGGGAUGUUCCCUCCAACAGCAGGUUAUGCACUUGUUUAUGACAGUGAUAUCAGAACAGAAAUGGAUACAAUUCGACAAAGUUUAGGAAUGUGUCCACAACAUAAUGUUUUGUUUGACAAAUUGACAGUAAAAGAACAUUUAUGGUUUUAUACCAGCUUGAAAGGAAUGAAAUCAGAAGAUAUUGAUUCUGAAAUGGAAACAUUGAUAAAUGACAUAGAUAUAUCAGCUAAAUGUAACUCUACAGUAGACUGUCUGUCAGGAGGGAUGCAAAGAAAGUUAUCUGUUGCCAUAGCUUUUAUAGGAGGAUCUAGAACUAUAAUACUGGAUGAACCAACAGCAGGAGUUGAUCCAUAUGCUAGGAGAGCUAUCUGGGAUCUCAUUGUUAAAUAUAAACAUGGAAGGACGAUCCUCUUAUCAACUCACCAUAUGGAUGAAGCAGAUAUAUUAGGAGACCGUAUAGCUAUUAUAUCGGCUGGUCAGUUAAAGUGUUGUGGAUCAUCUAUAUUUCUGAAGAAUACUUUUGGUGAAGGUUACCAUCUACACUUGGUGAAAUCAGAAGACCAGGAUAAUACCAGUCAAGAUGACAUUCUUUCAGACACCAGUGAUACCCAGACAGAAUCUUUAUCCAGUAAAUGUAACAUAGAAGAAGUUACAUCAUUUAUUCAGAAAUAUGUAACAACUGCUUACCUCAAAUCAGAAUCCAACAGAGAAUUCCAUUAUAUCUUACCCUAUGAUGAAGCUAAGAAAGGAAACUUUGACAAGUUAUUUUCAAUGUUAGAUGAUAAUUUAAAUAACUUGCAUAUAUCUAGUUAUGGUGUUAUGGAUAUGACAUUGGAAGAAGUAUUUCUGAAGGUUACUGAAAUGGCUGAAGAGGAAGCUGCUAGAAAAGAAGAAACCAGAGAAGAAACUGUCACUAAUACUCCACAAACAGCUCUACCUAGUGAUACACAUUAUGAAACAGGGAAUGAGUUGCCUUCGAUCAUAUCAGAACCCCAUAGUGAACUAGAACUGGGUGAUAUAUCAAAUUUUAGUAGACGUGAUAGUAAUAUUUCUGAGGAUUUAACGCCCCCAUUAGGCCAAAGGAAUGAUGGAUAUAGUCGUCUAGUUAAUAUGGAAGAAGAAAAUGAUAUUUUGGGUGGAAAAUUACGUCAGUUUGAAGGGAAAGGAAGUUAUCAACUUACCAAAAAUUGGUUACGACUGAAUCAGUUCAGGGCAGUGAUUGUUAAGCGCUUUCGCUAUAUAACUCGAAAUGGCAGAGGAUUAUUUUCACAAAUAUUGCUCCCUGCUUUGUUUGUUUCCAUAGCAAUGACAGUAGCAUUGUCAGCUCCUAAAGUAGACGAUGCACCACAAAUAGUGCUUGACACAUCACAGUAUUAUAAUCUUACCCAGCCUAAGGGAAACUUCAUCCCAUUUGCAAUAGAGAAUGUUAAAAACUUUAACCAAUCAGGACAUAUAUUACAUACAGAUGCAGGACCACAUGUUCUUGCAAAUACAUUCCGAUUAGCUUCAGGUGUUGGAUCAAUUUGUCUGCUAAAAUCUGCAUAUAACAGUACAUUUGAUUAUGAUGUCAAGAGUAUAAAUGUCAGUAUGGAAAACUUUAAUCUCUUGAGGAAAUAUUACAUUCCUGAAUGUGGUGAUGCAUUUGUGUCGGGGAUACAUCUGAAAUCCUACGUGCCUCAAGUACCAAUAGUUGGAAAGGAUGUUACUAACAGUAAAUCACAUGUUACAAAGAUAAAAGUUCCAUCACACAAACCAGCACAUAUUCCCUACUACCCUCAAUGCAGUUGUGCCAAAGACUCUUCUGGAUUCAUAUGUGAUUCUGAAGAUACUUAUACUAGGCCUCCACAGUUCCAGGUAGUCACACAUGAUUAUAUACAGAACAUUACUGGAUCAAAUACAGAGGAAUUCAUCUUAUAUACUCAGGAUGCCUUGUAUAGACUACAUAGAUAUGGUGCCUUUUCAUUUGGAACUAACAGAAGUUUCAUCCCCAGAGAUUUUGGAAAGAAGUCUCCAACUUUGUUUAGGAAGGUAGCUGUUAAAAAUGCAGCACAGGCAAGAUAUAAUCAUAAAGGAUACCAUUCUGUGGCUGUGUACAUUAAUGCCCUGAAUAAUGCCAUACUGAGAGCUAAUUUGAACCCUAAAACAAAAGGCAAUCCAGCAGCUUAUGGUAUUACUGCCAUCAACCAUCCAUUCAACAAGACAAAUAACAAGCUCAACUUAGAUUUUAUACUACAAGGUUCAGAUGUAUUGAUUUCAAUAUUUGUUAUCAUCGCUAUGUCCUUUGUGCCUGCCAGUUUUGUUGUCUUCCUUGUGUAUGAAAGAUCCAUUAAAGCCAAGCACCUACAGUUUGUUAGUGGGAUGGAUCCAGUUGUUUACUGGAUAGCUAAUUAUGUAUGGGAUAUGUGUAACUACAUAAUACCUGCUGUGUGUAUUGUGACUAUACUGCUGAUAUUCCAGAUACCUGCCUAUACAACUACCAGUAACUUCCCUGCUGUUGUCUCUCUUUUCUUGUUGUAUGGUUGGUCCAUUACCCCAGUGAUGUAUCCAGCCUCAUUCUGGUUCAAAGAACCCAGUACUGCAUAUAUCUGGCUGAUAGUGAUCAACUUAUUUACUGGAAUUACGUGCAUUGUUUGUAGCUUUCUGCUGGAAAUUUUCUCGUAUGACAAGGACUUGGAAAAGGUCCACAUAAUACUUAAAGAUGUCUUCCUUAUAUUUCCUAACUAUUGUUUAGGACGUGGUUUAAUGGAUAUAGCCUUCAAUGAAUAUAAAAAUGAAUUCUACUUCAAAACAGGUCAGUAUGACUUGAUGAAGUCACCUUUAACCUGGGAAAUCACUGGUAGAAAUUUGGUAGCUAUGGCAGCUGUUGGAAUUUGUUUCUUUCUAUUGACAUUGUUGUGUGAAUUCAGGUUUUUCAUCAAAAGAAGUCAGGUACGCCAUUCCUCUGCGAUACCUUCUGUUGAAGAGGACGAGGAUGUAGCAACAGAAAGGAAACGUGUCAUGAGAACAUCAGGACGCAAUGAUAUCUUGCGUCUAGAAAAUCUAACUAAGGUUUACAAGACAAGGAAGUUGGGACACCAUUUAGCUGUUGACAGAUUGUGUCUUGGGGUACCUGCUGGGGAGUGUUUUGGUCUCCUUGGUGUUAAUGGAGCUGGAAAAACAACAACCUUUAAAAUGUUGACAGGAGACAUAACUCCUUCAAGUGGAACUGCUUAUCUAGGAAGAUUCAGUAUUUUAAAAGAAUUACUGCAAGUACAACAGAGCAUUGGUUAUUGUCCCCAGUUUGAUGCACUGUUUGAUGAAUUAACAGGAAGAGAACAUCUACGAUUGUAUGCCAGACUAAGGGGUAUUCCUCCAACUGAUGAAAACAAGGUUGUAGAAUGGGCAGUAAGGAAACUAUGUUUGACAAAAGAUGCCGAUAAGCCUUCUGGUACAUAUAGUGGUGGAAAUAAACGCAAAUUAUCGACAGCAAUAGCCUUGAUUGGUCAUCCACCUAUUAUAUUUAUGGAUGAACCAACCACAGGAAUGGAUCCAUAUUCCAGAAGAUUUUUGUGGGAUCUAAUAUUAAGUCUGGUAAAAGAUGGUAGAUCAGUUGUGCUUACUUCUCACAGUAUGGAGGAGUGUGAAGCUCUUUGCUCACGUCUUGCCAUUAUGGUGAAUGGAAAUUUCCGAUGUCUGGGUAGUAUACAACAUUUAAAGAACAGAUUUGGUGAUGGAUAUACAUUCUCUAUUCGUCUAAAGGGACCAAAUUAUGAAAGAUCAAAACAGAUGGUGGAAAAUUAUAUUCGAAGAAAUCUUGCUGAAGCUGUUCUUAAGGAGCACCACUUUAACAUGUUACAAUAUGGUAUUGGGAUAGAUCAAGUGACUGUGGGAGAUAUCUUCAGAAAGAUGGAGGAAAUUGAAAAAGACCUGGAUAUAGAAGAUUAUUCUGUUAGCCAGAAUACGUUAGAUAAUGUGUUUAUAAAUUUUGUAAAACAACAAGUUGAACUUGUUGAGCAAAAUGAUUCAGUUAAGAAGAUAAGAGGUCAUAGAUCAACUGGUAGAACUACCAUAGAGGAGGUAGAAGAGGAUGAUGAUGACCCAUUAUUGGAUAUUGAUUCAAAUGAGGAUGGUUUAGGGAAUGAUGAUGAUGCUUGUUUUGUUUUUACUGAAACAGGGACAAGGUUAACUUUGAUGGACAUUGAUUGAAGAGGAAUCAAAUCUUAUCUCUCAGUUAACAUGACAAAGGUUGAUACAGACGCCAUAGAUUUAUAAAAUAUGAUGAAUUAUAGGCAUUUUUAGACAUUUACUGUAAAACAUGAAUUUGUCAUCAUUUUGUCUAUUAGCAUUUUACAUUCAAUUUACUAUUUUCAUAUUGUGUAUGCAAACAAAUGAACAUUUGUUGAAAGUUAAAAUUUUAGUUUAUAUUAUGAAAUAUAGUGUAAACAUCAUAUUAGUUCAAUAUUUUGAAGUAAUUUUUCAUGAGUUGUCACAAAAAUCAUUUUUGAAAACUCUUGAAGGUUUUCCUUUAAACAAUGAAAACUUCAUGGAAAAUAACUUAAAAUUGAAAAGAAUCUGAACUCAGCUUAUAAUGUGAUGAAUGUCUUUCUUUAAGACAUCAAAGAUAUCUUUCCCAACUGUUUUCUAUUCCAUAUCAUUAAUUUUUGUAUUGUGUCAAUGACAUAUUUUUAGAAACUAGACUAUGUAAUUAUGAAAUAUUUCUCACACAAUUAUAAUCUAGAGAUAGAACAACAUGGCAUUUUUUGUAUUGCACAACAACAUGACAAAUCAAUUUUAAUUAUAAGGAGGUUCAUACACACUUUAAGUCUCUUUUGAGUUAUUUAUGUUACCACACAGAGCAAUUCAUGUCGGGCAUUAAUAAUAAUUUGAUUUAUCAUAGCAAUAUAUAUAUAUAUAUAUGUGUAUGUCAAUGCUUAAUACCAAUGUGGCACUGUCACAAGUUUUUUUUUUUUAUCUCUUUGCCAAACAUGACAAUGUGUUGAUGCUUAUCUGUUACAUUUCUUCAAACAGUUUUUCUUAUACAAUUGUUUCUAUUUAUAUAUAAACAAUGCUUCUGUUUAACUGAGUAUUUUUGUUUUAAUUAAUCUUAGUGGUAAAUGAAGACAUUGAAAAAAAAAAACAGUUAUUGAAAGAAGAAAUUUGACACAAUUUUUUCUGUCGCAAUGUUUUAUUUGAUGUUUGUCUGUGAUAUAUUUUUUUAUGUAUACUGUAAUUUUCUCUUCUUCUACUACUGAUCUCAUAUUAUUAUGUAUAAAGGGCCGUUUAAAUGUAUUUUUAAGAAAUUUCUGGAACAGUUGUGAGUCAUUUCUUGGAAAUAAAAUUUUAUUUAAAAAGCUCCCAAAGAAACCUGUUCCUAUAAAAUCAUUAUUACCAGUAUAUUACUCAUGAGGCAUUGCAUUCCUAAAAUCUCAGAAAAAGAUUAGAUAAGUCAGGUAUCUGCUCCUGAUGUUGUUUAAGAAAAUUAAAGUUUAUGUUAUAUAGUUUGAAACCGUAACUUUGGAGUCUUUAAAGCACAGCCUCGUUAAAAAAAUUGCAAUCUAACAAAUUAAAAGACAGUAGAUAUGCUUACUUAUGUUGGGUUUUAAUGGACAAUUACCUAUUUGUAAUAUAUUCUUCCUGUCCAAAAGUUAAAUGAAGUAUCUGUUAGGCAAAAAGCUUUUUUAAAGAUUAAAAUUGUUCUAGUUUUGUUUCCAAGUAGGUUUACAAACUUAAUUCAGAAAAGCUUAUAUAACUAGUAUAAUUUAAUUAAUUUAGAACCACCUCAAUUGCUUUUCCUGUACAAUUUAAGUUGUAUAAUGGGGGUGUUUUAACUCACUUUACUACCUAUGAGGGUUUUGUACUGUUGGAUUUACAACAUCUUGUAUUUGCUCACUUGACUGUUCAUUCAUUUAAUGGUAAAUAGAAAAAUGUUAUAUUUGUUACAUAAAUGUUAAUAUUCUGUCUCAAUUUAUUUAUUGUUGAUUUUUUUUUAUUAUAGUUUAUACUGCUGUGCUAUUUUGGACUGUAAAAAUGUAUGGUUACACAUGGGUAUCACAUUGCCCAUUACUAAAUAGAUGUUUACUACACACUCAAGUAAAAAUGUAUUGAGGUGACAUACUUGUUUCUUAAAUGUGUUCACAAAUGUUUAAAUUUAUACUUAAAAAGGAGUGAGUUAAUAAUCUUUCAAUAGUGAAAAAAUACUGAACUCGAAGGAAAAUUCAAAACGGAAAGUCCCUUAACAAUUGGCAAAAUCAAAAGAUAAAACACAUCAAACGAAUGGAAAACAACUGUCAUAUUCCUGACUGAGUACAGGCAUUUUCUUAUGUAGAAAAUGGUGGAUUAAACCUGGUUUUAAAGCUAGCUAAACCUCUCACUUGUAUGACAGCCGCAUAAAAUUCCAUUAUAUUGACAACAAUGUGUGAACAAAACAAACAGACAUAAUAGGUAAAAAUGUCAAUAAUAGGGGUGUAUUUCUGAGUAUUUCUUAAAAACACUUGUUUGAAACAUCUAUCAAACUUCAGUAGGUAAAUUAAAAGCAUAACAUAUUCACUUUCAUUUUGCUUAAUGAAGUUUACAUUAAAAUUUGAAACAUGUUUAUAGUGUUAUACUAUAUAAUAUGAUAUGAUAAUUUUACCUUAUUGGAAGAUCAUAUUUGUGAUUUGAAAUAUACUUACAAGAUAUAUAAAGGGAAAACCUGUUGUAUUGUUUUGUGAAAUGUUACCCAGUAUUAUUUUAGGAGGUUGUAAUUUUUGUUGUCUGUUUAGUAUUUUUUAUCAUUCCACAUCUUUGUUGGAAAUAAUCAUGAAAAUCUUGUCACUAAACAGUGUAAAUCGUUUUCAAUGUUUCAAAAAUUGAGAGCUUUUGAUUCAUAUGAAAAAUCAGUAUAAAUUAUAAUACUAAUGCACUUUCAUUUAGUGAUUUGCAUUUUGUUCGUACCUGCUUGAAAUAUCAUGUACACUCCUAAAAGUUUUAAAGCAUGAGACACACAAUAGAACUAAAUGUCACUUUUAAUAAACACUUAUGUUUUGUUAAAUAGUAGAACAUGGAAUAACAUAGCUGUUUAAGAUAUACCCAAUCAGACAAAAUGUAUAACUUUAGUAUAUUGUUUUUGUCAGUACAUUACAGUUUUGUUGAUUAAUCUGUCUUUCAAUUGAAAUAUUUUUACAUUAUAUUUUAUUGAUAGAUGUGUGCUAUGUGGUAUAUAUAUAUUUUUAAUAAAUAUACCUAAUGAAGUAA